Messenger RNA from Coccinella septempunctata (seven-spotted ladybird), 1121 nucleotides. RefSeq lists its product as uncharacterized. The transcript is spliced from 5 exons. The coding region runs from base 296 to 1081 and encodes 261 amino acids. NCBI's taxonomy places the organism in Eukaryota, Metazoa, Arthropoda, Insecta, Coleoptera, Coccinellidae. The record is from RefSeq and is a predicted model, not a curated record.
GCUAGAGGUCGGUAGUAUCGAACUGAUGAAACGUCUCGCUGUCAAUAAAAAAAAAUAAAUAUUGGCAUGAGAUGAUUAGUUUGUCUACGAUGAUUAGUGCUAAUUAUCAUUCAAACAUUUCAGGAAUCGUAAUUUGAUGAACUAUCCUUGAAAUAGAUAAUUUCAUCUACGGUACUUACGUCAAUAAGUGGCCCCAUGAUUCAUGUCUUUCAAUUCUUGGGCCGGUUUCAUUUAAGAAAACGAGAAUGAGAAAAUAGUUUAUAAUCAAACGCGAAAAAUGUGAGUGAACGCAAAAAUGCGUGCAGCAUCUCCGAAGAAUUUUGUCAGUUUUGUGAAGGAUAAUCCUCCAGCAGCUUUGAUAUUGCUCUUCAUAAUAUGUAUGAUUAUAGCAACUCUUAGUUUGGCAAUCAAUGCCAAACACAACAAUUUACUUGAUACCGAUAUUCUCAUGGAUACAUAUGAGUUGAAAAAAUUCAUGAAUGAUUUGAGGGUUUGCAUCAAACCAGGUGAUAAUCAUCUCAAUUACGAAAAAGUGAUUAAAAGAGAAGCAAAUGACAAUGACCAAAUAAAUAUAUCAGCUCUAGUUCCUAUAAAUGAUUUGAACAAGUUGAGUCCCACUAUCACUAAUGUAUACGGCUUAAUAAAUUUGGAAGGUUUUCGAUGGAGUUGUUCCAAUAACACAGAAGCCAAAUAUUUAGAAGUAGGUUUUAAUUUAUCAGACAAGUUUGAUGAGAACAAAGUUUGCAUUCAGUUAUUUGGAAAACGGAAAAUCCUUGAAAAUUUUCUUGCUACUCCUUGUGAAUCAAACUAUAAAUAUCAGCCAACAGCUGCUAUUCUUCAAACAAAAGAACCCAAUGGUUUUGGAAGAUUUUGUAGAAACGGAACCAGGGUAAAUUUCGAUUUUGACCGAAAGGAAAAUACUCAAAAUUUUGCCUUGUAUUUAACAAAGGAGAAACACGUGAGAGUAACUAGGUCUCUUAUGUGGUGUUUAUAUGGGUUGAUAACAAUUUUUUUACUGCUGCUCAUGGUUGUGAUAGUGUACUAUGAUGACACAAGAAUAACAAAUGAUUUUUAUUUUUGAACCAUUGUAAUAUGGAAGGAUUAAAUUUUGGUAAAAACUA